Haemorhous mexicanus (house finch) is the source of this 6859-nucleotide messenger RNA. It is a transcript of the gene PPP1R14D, whose product is annotated as protein phosphatase 1 regulatory inhibitor subunit 14D. The transcript is spliced from 4 exons. The coding region runs from base 6303 to 6683 and encodes 126 amino acids. Lineage: Eukaryota; Metazoa; Chordata; Aves; Passeriformes; Fringillidae. Gene Ontology annotation, cellular component: cytoplasm. Gene Ontology annotation, biological process: regulation of phosphorylation. The record is from RefSeq and is a predicted model, not a curated record. Gene Ontology annotation, molecular function: protein serine/threonine phosphatase inhibitor activity.
GGUGUGUGAUUUUACAACUUGGGAGUGUUUUUAAGGGGUCCUGAUACCGUGAGUCAUUGUUAACUUUUGUCUGUCUUUGAAAUGUCUGCUCUCAGUCUGGAAAGAACUAUUCCGACAAUGACUCAGGGGGGUAAAUCACAUAUAGUUUAAUAUUUGACUAAGAUUAAAAGAGGUCUUAGACAUGCAUGCCUUGUAACAAUUGCUGUGCUGGAGCCUCUAUCCCCUGCCUUCUUUCUGUGUUCUUGAGACCACAGCACAUUUGGUAGCUGGAUGCUCACCUUCCAGGUGGAAGUGACUCCAACAGGCAGAAAAAUAAGGAAGCCUUGGUUCAGGUUUCCCUUUGCCCCGCUGUGCAGCCCAGCUCCAUGGCAUCAUCAUCUGCAAUGACUUCCUCACAGCAGCUUGUCCCACCGGCUGCUGCAGAUGAAUCCAUUCUGCUGUGUUUAACCUGGGAACCGCUCCAUGUGUAAUUAGCACUUGGGAGACAGGUUUGCUUGCUUGUUUUGUUGUAUUUGCCUCAGGUUAAACCUCCUGGUGUGGUUUAGGGGUGAGACCCGGAUGCAAGGGAUGGCACAAAGAUGUGGCAAAGGAAGGAGACAGGAAGGGAUCUCAUCAGGCUAUGACUAACCACUGGUGCUGUGGAACAAAGCAGGAGAAAGGAUGACAGCCUGCUGAGUCCUCCUGAGAGCCAUUUGCAUUGCAUCGGGGUAGCUUUGGGGAAGGCAGUUACAAUGAGAGUAUUUUGUUUCUUUGGGGAUGCUCUUGUCUACGGUUUCAUGGCAUUGGUUUCUAUUUUAAUGUUGCUGGUCAAGGUAAACCCUUAAAGGCAGGAGCAAUGGGAAAGGAAGAAGUGGAAACAGUGUCUAGACUGGUUACGCCAAGAAAACAUUUGCAUUUUUGCCCUGUGUGUGCUAGGCUUUUACAGGGAGAUAGGUAUGGAAAUGUGAAGCAAAGAACCUUCAGUUUGCAGGAACUAGAAGAAACUUACAUUUCCCACUGAAGUUCUCACAACUUGAUCUGUUCUUCAUUGAGCCUGCGGGUGGAACAGGAUUGGCCAUAGGGUUCCCUAUAGGCUCUCUUCCAUUACAUCCUACAGCAACUGAGUCCCCAGAAAUCUUCUUUAACACCUUCAGGCCAGCUGCCAGUGCCUCCUGGGAAAGUCUGCUCUCCCCUCUGCUUGUAGAUGGCAAUUUCCCUGCAGGUGUGAUGAGUACAGUCCCUGCAAAUGGAAUGGUACCCUUUCAAGGGGACUGGGUCAUAAUGAACUUAUUGGUGCAAGAGCUGUACAACCUCUGCAAGCCUACAAUGUUGAAAGCAGGCUGGAAAAAAGGAAGAUCCCCUUCAACUAUUCAGUUUGAAUGGUACUUUUGUUGUCUCCAGCUCCACCAUUCAAAGACUUGCUGAAACUUCCGUGUUACAUGAAAACAUUGAUCAUGCUAUGAGUGUUUCAGACCUCUUCCUCUAGCGAAACAGCAGUGUAAUGAGGGAGAGGAACAACCAAGAGGGAAAGAAGAAAAAAACAACAUGGGCAGGUUUUCAAAGAUCUCCAAACAAUUAUUUUGGCAUCUAAUUCAUGUUUCACCUAAGUACUCAAGGGGAAGGGAGUCUUCUUCCUCAGUUGAGAUGCUUACUCAACCUCCUGCCUCCAGCCAGUCUGUUGAUGGACACAGACAAGGAAAACUGGUGUGCCAAAGGAGUAGGUACAGCUAUUUCUCACUUAUCCUUCUGAACUGCUGAUGAGACAUCAGCCUUUAUGCUUCACUUGACUGCCAGUUACUGAGGCCAGAGGAAGGGCAGGUGGGCAGACCAGCUCACCUGACCUCUUUAUUGCUGAGACCUCUCUGUUCUCUGAGACAGUGUCAAAUGUGCAAUUUGGGUCAAUCAGUCAAAUUGGGAAAUGUUUUCCUCUGGCACUUGUCAUUAUUCCUUCCCAGUGCCAUUUCAGUGCCUUAUGAAAGGUGGGCCUGUCAGGAGAAAGGAAUAAGGCUGAUUACUGACGCCUGGCUGAAGAGUGUAGUGGCUUCUCAUCCUGUGCUGAUGGGAAGGUGGUAGUACUUCUCAGGUGAAGCUGGGGACUAUGUGAGCUGGAUAUCCCUUUCUGCUUCCCUACAUCUCCAGAAGUUGAGGGUGAGUGAUGAUGUGUUCUCCUCCUGCUCACUAGAACUCUGGGGCAAUGCUUUUUGGUUUCCAUGCUCCCAUGGAGACACUGAAAAAUAAAGUGGAUGAUGGACAUCAAGGUGCUGGGUGUACUGGGGUUGCUCACCUAGGGCUCUGGAUUUUUUGAAUCUCCAGUCCUGGUUACUCUGUCUUCUUGCACAACAUUUUUUCUGUGCCAAUUCCUGUUCCCAGGAAGGAACAGAACCUCUUUACCUUGUGGUGUCACUGUAGUAUUGAUACAGUCACCUCUGCUGGCUUCUCUGGUUUAAUUUGUGUUAACUAUCCCACCUGCAACCACAGGGAAAGUGAUUAUUUUCUAAAGCAGGUGGAGAGUGGCUUCUGCUGUCUCAAAGGGAAACGUUCCUCACUAGGCUGGGACUCAAGGCAAAGGGCCAACCUGGUUCUGUGGAAAGAUGAGCUGGGGCCCUGCUGAAUUAUUAAGCACACACCAGAGUCAUCAGCUCAGGAAGAAAGAGAAGCACCAGCUUAGGUCACAGGUGUGGGAUGGAGAUUACUAGCUUCAAGAACAGAGGAGUGUAACUGGAUCUGACUCAUGCCCUUGGAUACUCUGCUGCCUGGAUCAAUAUCACAGCUGUUUGGUACUGUGAUGCCUAUGCUCAGCUUGGUUUGGUGGCCCUCUCUGGCACCACAGACAGCCUUAAAAGUCCAGCUCCACAGUACUGAAUCCUCCCCUCCUUUCAGAGGCACCUCACUUUUAGGGUAGGCCUGGAGGAUCAGCACCCCCAGGUCACACACACAGAAACCGAGGCAUAGUGUUUCUUUCAGUCUAACAGUUCAAAUAUGUUGGCCAUGUUUAAACUCCCUUGUUCACCAACAUAAAUGAUAUACAGAUUUGAAGAGAAGAUGAUCACAAGCAGGUGCAGCAGGAGGUCCAUUGGAGCUUACGUGUGCACAGCUCUUGUGAAAAAACAGAUUGUCUGAUUAGAUGUCUUAGUUGCCCAAGUAUGUGUGUUCACUCCAGAAAUUUUGUCCAUGUUGUAUGUCUGAGGCUAUAGGGAGAGAUAACUAGGCUGAAAAUAAGAUUCCGUCUCCUAGCCAUGCCUGAGAUCUCUGAGAUUCUGUCCAAACAAAAUGGUGAAUGUCUUUUUGUCCCUUUGGCCAUGUGAAUCUGCUGUGAUGCAAGCAAGGGACAGCACAGGGUGUGGCACUGUGAAGGAAGUCUUGGAGCUGUGUUUGUUUUGGUGGCAGCUGGCAUUUACCAGCACUGGCAGGUGGCUGGUGCACCCAUGGGAGAUGCUGCCUCAUUCAAGGGGACAAUAUCCCCUACCUUGAAUGAGGCACCCAGUCCUGUUCCUGCAGGAACUUCUGCCACACCCACUGAUCUUGCACUGCUUUUGCUUCUUCUUGCUUUAAUCAUAGAUUAAAACAUUUUAUUGCUGCAGGAAGCCUACUUUAUCAGCAAACAUUUGUUUCUAUAUUGCCACCUUCUUAUUACAACAAAUUCAUGACUCAGCUGAAAUAAGCCAAAGCAGUAGGAUGAACAUCCUGUAAUCUGGCUCAAUUUGGCUUGCAGCUUUCCUGAGUGGGCCUCUGACAUCAUCCCCUGAAUGUCUUGUUCAGCUGUAGGGUGGCACUGAUGGACCAGCAGGAGGGCUUGUGCCCCUUCUUUGUUACUUUGCUGAUGGAGUACAGGUCGUGGGGUGAGUCUGUUACUCAGAGAACAGGCCUGUGGACCUUUUCAGAUGUGGCAUCUCAGCUCUAAUGAGGUUACAACUUAACAGAAGUUCAAGCUAUUUGAAGAGCCACUAGAGCAGGUUAUGUUCCCUUUUCCCUCAUUUUCAAGGCUCUCCUGUGACUUCUGGAUCCUCUGCUUCAUAAAUUCAACCAUACUGGCAGAAUAUUAACAGGGCAAACCCUACCCUUCAUGUAGAGUUUAACUAAACUGCUCAAGAGCACCAGAGUUAGCACAGGGGAUGGAAGAAACGGGCUUCCCUGCCAGCCCUUCAGCUGCUGCAGACAUCUGAGUGACUCAGAGAUAACAAGUAGCUUUUCCUUUAAGUCUGGUCCUCUUUCUCUGCUCUUAAUGCCAGCCUCUCUGGAGAUUCUUGGAACCAAAUAAGUGCAGUUUCCCCCCUCUUUUCCCCCUUCAAAUAUGUCAGUCCUUGGACACCAAAAUAGAGCACUUCUAUUUGGAAGCAGGAAUUUAUCACCUGAAUGUGUGUCCUUUGGUCCAGACUUACCUUGUGAAUACCUGCCCAUUUUAGGCCAUAUUAACCUUUGAAAAGUCAAUAGUUGUAAAGGCAUUAUAAGUUGUUCAAUAGGUUUUACGAGGUUUCCACUAGUUAAGAAUCUCUGAAGAAUCUGCACUCACUAAGUAUGCUACAAGCCUCUCAACACAGAUUUUUCUGUGUAACUUUGAUCUAAAUAAGGAAGUUUUAGGAGUGGAAUUAGGGCAGGGAUACAGCCAAGCAGUGAGAAAAAAUGGGUAAAGCUGCUAAAAUUAAAGCUAACAGUAGUCUUCUGAAUAGAAAAUUUAGGCUGCGAGAGAAACAGAGGAGAUAAUAUCACUUUCAGGCAUACUUUAACAUUUUAUUCUUCAUGCAUGUGAAAGCAAAUUGCAGAAUUUCCCAUCUGAAAAGGAUUAAAAAAAUUAUUGUUAUUUUUUCACUCACAUUAAGGAUGAAAAGGGCUGUAAUGGCCCUGCUCUUUUUUCUACUACCCUGUGUGCAAGAUUUUGCUGGCUGCCUGUACCAUCAUCCCUCUGGGUACAGAACUGUGCCAGGGGUACUGGGCAAGCUUUUGAGAGACCAGCCCCUCUGCAGACUGCCUCAUGCUGCCUGGCAGCACCUUGCAGCGGGAGAGGGAUCAGUUGCUUUUCCUUUGGCUUCUCUAGCUCUUGGCCUCCAAACAGGAAAUACCUUGGCUCCUGGCAGCAGAGGCUUACUUGCUUUUUCCACAUGAAUCAUGAGACUGGAGGUGCUUGAUCUGCUUCAGGACGGAGGGUCUCGGAUGGUUUGUCCAUGUGGUGGGGCAGCUCCCUGGGCAGGCUGCUGGAGGGCUCUGGGAACAGAUGGAUAAAGAGGUGUUCUGGCACCCUGUAAUCACAGCCAGCCUGAUUUCUGUUCCUCUGAACGGAACAGCAGUGUGCACUUCUCACACAUAUUCUUCCAAAUGUCUUAGGGCAAUAAUGCUGCAGACCUUUAACCAAUUGGAGAGGAACUGUAAACCAAGCAUUGAUAAUAUAUAGAGGGAUAGCCAUUUAUGAUGCCUCAGCAGGUGAACCUGUUUACCAUGAAUACUCUUCUGUGGGAAGGAGAUGGUGCUAUAUCCCUAGUGAGGUCUUCCCCUGCAGUGCCAUCACAUCAAAUACUGUACUUUUUUGAGUGAAGAUAUGUUCUUUUAUCCCAGAAUUUCCUUGCUCAAAUAAUUUCAAAUUCAUGUCACUGGGAUUUCUACAGAAAUUUCUGGGAGAGCUGGAGUUAACUUAAGAGAAUAUAGAACAAAAAAUGGAACUGCUGAGCUCAACUUUGGGUUGCAGUGUCAUUUCCUGACCUCCUGCUGUAAAAUAAUGAAUGAACUGCUUGAUUCUAGACCACUUCUUAUCUGUGCUGCAUCCAGUGUUUUAGCUGGAAAAUCCCAAACAUAACAUUGCGAAGGCAGCUAAACCCUGUAGCUACAGGCAGUUUCCUGAAUAUGAACUGCAGCAGGAUUCAAUGCAUUAUGUAUGGAUCAGCCCUCUGGAAUUGCACAUGCAUGUAAGUUAUGCCUGUAGGAAAACAGUAAUUUUAAACCUCCUUCUUCCCCACCUCUUGGACCUCACUUGUGUUAAAUAUUAACAAACAUGGUUCAUCAGUUCCCUGGUUCACUUGGCUUCUUUUAACAACAGAUGUUAUUACAACAACUCUGCCUACCUCCCUGCUCCUGUCAGCACAGCUGAUGGUGAAACCCAAGAGUCUGCAGCUGUAACUCAGCCUGCAGAGCCUGGCUGCUGCCCCAGCCCUGUGGCCACCCCUAACUCUCUCCCUAGGAUCACCAAUGCCUCCCACCCUUGGUGCCUUUAACUAGCUUGUGCUGGGAAAGGAAGCACUGGUUGCAGAGAGGCUUUGGUUAAAGGAGACAGAGAAAAGGUGGGAGGGAGCCCAGAGGAAGGUGAGCUCCUGCUGUCAGAGGAGGAGGCAGUGAGGAUGGCCAGCAACUCCAGUGCACUGCCCCGGGUGACUUUCCAGACGCCAGAGAAACCUGGGGAGGAAUCAUCACACAGGAAACUGGGCAAGCUGACCAUAAAGUACAACCGCAAAGACCUACAGCGCUGGCUAGACCUGGAGGAAUGGAUCAACGCCCAGCUGCAGGAGCUGUACCAAUGCCGGCUAAGGGAAGAAACAGAGGCAGCAACUCCUGAACCACAAAUUGAUCUUGAAGAUCUUCUGGAGGUCCCUAAUGAAGAACAGAAAAUAAAACUACAGGAAAUCCUCCAUGAGUGCUCCAGCCCCACAGAGGACUUCAUCACAGAAUUGCUUAGUCGAUUGAGAGGUCUCCGAAGAGUCACCAAUCCUCAGAAGAAAUGACCUUGCUCACUUGGAAAACCCAGCUUUGGUUACAAGGAAACGUGUAUCUUCCUGACAAAAACCAGGAUCAGCAACAGAACUUCUGAGGAUGUUUAGGAUUUAUUAUUAUUGAGAAGCUUCACCAAGUUUGUGAACUUUGUACCUAUGGUUUGAAGUCUCCACUCCUUCCAGAUCUA